AUGAAGGUGUUUUUAAUCGUAUUCAUUUAUGGUAUAAGUGUUUGUGUCGCAACAAAGUAUUUAUCUUCAGAGGAUCUACAAAACCUCUUUUUUAAAGCUGGUAAAAAUCAAUUAAAUGAAACGGAGAAAAAUUAUAUUCAAGAUUUAGCGCAGAUUUUAUAUUUGCCUCAACAAGAUUUGGCAGAUGAUAGAAGCUUAGAACCUCGAUCGACGCUGAACUGUUUAUUAUGCCGGAGCUUGUUUGCUGCAUUAUUUGAUCUUGUCAAUGCCGGAGUAUCUGAUGAAGAUUUAAUAGUCUCUGCAUCGCAGAUUUGCAUUGACUUGUCAAUUGUAUCUCCAAGGGUUUGUCACGGUGCGGUCUUAUUAAACGGGCCCAUAAUUACGUAUAUAAUAAGGAACACACCAGAAGCAGAACCGCGCACGUUUUGUGCCUUCUUUCUACAAACAAAUACACAAUCCAACAAUUGCAACUACAAUGAUGAGAGAUACAACUGGGAAGUAGAAUUGCCACCUCCUAGUACUGGAUCCGUCACUCCAAAGAUCGAUAAUAAACCUCUCACCGUGGCUAUCAUAUCUGAUGCGCAUAUAGACCCGCUGUACGAGCCCUUCGGAGUCGCGGAUUGCUCUGAUCCAACAUGCUGCAGGGCGGGACAAACGCCCAACUCACACAAUUACACUUACAACCCAGACACGGACGACCCUAUCGUUCUGAACAGCACUUCUGAAGUGAAUGGACAAAUCGUCCUUGAUAUAGAUGCUGGGAAGAAGUUAAAACAGAUUAGAAGCAAGAUGAACAGAAAUACGCGUAAUUCUGCCCCGGCUGGCUACUGGGGUGAUUACCGGAAUUGCGACUCUCCCAUUUGGGCUUAUGAUGAUGUCAUAGAUAGAAUCCAUUCUACACAUAAGGAUAUUGACAUGAUCUAUUAUUUAGGCGACACAAUUGACCAUCAUGUUUGGGAAACAACUUACGAAUUAAUCAACGACAUGAAUCUUUACCUUGUAGAAAAAAUAAGAAAAACUUUUGGCGACCACAUCCCAGUCUUAGCUACUAUUGGCAAUCACGAAUCUCAACCUACCAACCAAUUCGCACCAGAGAGAAUAACUGAUAAAAACAUGAACACCACUUGGUUAUAUGAAGGUUUGGCUAAAAAAUGGGAGAUGUAUUUGACUGAAGAGGCAAAAGAAACCAUGCGUAGACGAGGCGAAUACUCUAUGGUUGUACGACCGGGCCUGCGGGUGAUUUCGAUUAAUAACAAUGUGGCCUACAAAUAUAAUUGGUGGUUAGUUUUCGACCCAAUGGAUGCUAAGCGUCACUUAGACUGGCUUGUAAGUGAGCUGUACAAGGCUGAACAAAAUGGUGAAAAAGUGCACAUAUUGAGUCACAUUCCACCUGGCGUGCAUGAUUUGACAUAUACUUGGACCCGCGAGUACAAUCGCAUUAUUAAUAGAUUCAAAUCAACGAUAGCAGCAGAAUUCAACGGGCACUUACACUCAGACGAGUUCAGAUUGUUUUACGAUGAAAACAACAGCCCCGUAGCAGUAGCAUGGGGCGGUGGUAGCGCUACCGCAUACAUAAACUAUAAUCUUAAUUAUAAAAUCGCUACUUUUGGACCGCAAAAUUUCGAACCAUUGAGCAUUAACAGUUACAUUUACAACUUAACUGAAGCCAACCUCACUCCAGGAAAACGGCCACACUGGUUCCAACUUUACGAUCUAAAGAACACUUAUGGUAUCCAAGAUCUUUCGCCCACAACCUUAAAUAACUUGGUACAUUCCAUGGUCACAGACAAAAAAACAUUAUUAGAUAUCUAUAACGCUUUUUACUCAAAACUCAGUGAUACAAGAUGGCCGUAUUGUAACGAAUACUGUAAAAUUGAUAAUCUGUGCAAAGUUGUUGUUACUGUGUUGUUCGAACGAGAGCGUUGUGAAGAAUUAAGAAGACUAUUCUUUUCGUAAAUGUUUAAAUAAAAGCACUUUUCUGUUAUAAA
Zerene cesonia (dogface butterfly) is the source of this 1988-nucleotide messenger RNA. Its product is annotated as sphingomyelin phosphodiesterase-like. The coding region runs from base 1 to 1956 and encodes 651 amino acids. The transcript is spliced from 10 exons. Gene Ontology annotation, cellular component: lysosome. The record is from RefSeq and is a predicted model, not a curated record. Gene Ontology annotation, biological process: sphingomyelin catabolic process; ceramide biosynthetic process. Gene Ontology annotation, molecular function: acid sphingomyelin phosphodiesterase activity. NCBI's taxonomy places the organism in Eukaryota, Metazoa, Arthropoda, Insecta, Lepidoptera, Pieridae.